UUAAACAGUAUUGCACGGACUAUAAGGAAGAGGGAAGUUCUGUUUGCUUCUUUCCGGAAGAGUAUUUUAUUGUAGUGCAAGCUGUCUUAAAAAGUACGUUUAGCAGUUAUUUCUCCUGUUUUUUAUUUAGUGCUGGGAUUUACAAAAGUAAAAUGAACAACAGGGGAGAAAUUCAGGGGGCUUCCUGCUCAUGUAGCGGUAGGGAAGGUCUAAGUCAGGAGGAAUCCCAAGCUACCACCAUAUACAGCUCUCUCCCGUGCAUCCCCUAUCAGAAGCUCACAGACCAGAUAUUUAUCAACAGGGGAGCUUAUGGGGUCGUCUACAGAGCCUUCCAUGCUGACUGGAGGGUACAAGUUGCUGUAAAAUUUUUCCCAAUGGAACGCCACCUAGAGGAUAGAGAACGAAACAAGAUUUUAAAGGAAGCAGAAAUUUUACACAAAGCCAGAUUUAGUUAUAUUCUUCCCAUACUGGGAAUAUGCAAUGAAGUUGAGUGUCUGGGAAUUGUGACAGAAUAUAUGCCUAAUGGAUCUUUAAGUCAGCUGUUACAUAAGGAUCCCUUGUUAGAAAUUGCUUGGUCAUUAAGGUUCCGGAUAUUAUAUGAAAUUGCAUUAGGAGUAAAUUUUCUUCACAACAUGACUCCUUCUUUAUUGCAUCAUGAUUUAAAUACUCGGAAUAUCUUACUGGAUAAUGAAUUCCAUGUUAAGAUUGCUGAUUUUGGCUUGUCAAAAUGGCGUCAGUUUUCUAAAUCACAAUCUUUUAGUGAUUCAAGUCCAACAGGAGGAAGUAUUGUUUACAUGCCGCCAGAGGAGUAUGAUCAUAGAAACAAAAACAAACGAGCAAGUAUUAAACAUGACAUGUACAGCUAUGCUAUUAUUAUGUGGGAAGUUCUGUCAAGAAAAGAACCAUAUGAAGAUGCAACAAAUGCAAUGCAGAUAAUGUUUAGUGUAGCUCAAGGCAACCGACCAGAUCUGAGUGAAGAAAGUUUGCCAGCUACCGUACCACAGAGAGACGUGUUUAUUUCUUUAAUGUCAAGUGGAUGGGCAAAAGAUCCCGAUGAUAGACCUGCUUUCCUAAAAUGCUUGUUGGACCUUGAAAAGGUGGUGAGAACUUAUGAUGAGAUCUCGGUUCUGGAAGGAAUCAUCCAGCUAAAAAAAGUAUCACCACACUGCAAGCAAUGCGUAGACCACAGUGAUACUGGAGCAGUAUCGGUGCCAGAGAGCAGCAGUAGAGAGGUAUUGGCUCACUGCAAGCAAUGCGUAGACCACAGUGACACUGCAGCAGUACCGGUGCCAGAGAGCAGCAGUAGAGAGAUGGAAAGCAGCAACCUGACGGUAUCCAUUUCACCUUUGCCACUUAUGAGCCUUUGUUCAGAAUGUUGCAAACCACCUGGUGGGGGAUUUGAUCCCAUAUUUUAUAUCAGCAAUGUAAAUAGAAAACCGUCAAUUCCCGAAAACAUUGCAGGUUCUAUGCAGGAAUCUUCCUUAGCUGCUAAUUGGAUCAAGGGCAAAAGAAAUGAAAUAAUAUCUCAAAUGACUGAGGCAUGCCUAAAUCAGUGCUUGGACUCUCUUAUUUCAAACAUAGUGAUCCUAAAGGAAGAUUAUGAACUGAUCAAAUCAAAACCUACAAGGAGUGACAAAGUCAGAGAACUUCUUGACACAUGUGACAAGCAAGGAGAAACGUUUGCCAGAAUUAUAGUGCAGAAGUUGAAACAUAAUAGACAGAACGGUCUUCAGCCUUUCCCAUCAAUAUGAUUCCAUGUUUUUAAUUUAAAGAUAUGCAAAAGCAUUCUCUCUUCUCUCUCUCCUCUCUCUCUCAUUUAUAGGUCAAUUUUACAUAUAUUUUACUGAAGAAAUGGUUGAUAUUGCAGACUCUCUUGUUCAAUGUCAAUACAGGUAGAAAACCCUUUAUCCAAACUGCUUGGGGCUGUAAAAGACUUGGAUUGUGGAACAGUUUAGAUCGUUGAACAUUUGCAUGUUUAAAACGGAACAAAUAGAGGGGAAGGAACCAAAUGUAAACAAUAUUUGAUUUAAUUUAGACAAUAUUUAGAUUUCAUAAUUCAACUUAUACAUGCAAUUUAAAGGUGGUUUUAUAUCAUUUUUAAUAUUUUUAUAUAUACAUAAUACCUUCAAAAAGAUAGUACAGUUCUGUAAUCAGAAAGCUAAUAUUUGUUGUUUUAAAUAAAUAUAGACCAUUAUUUGCAUUAUAUUAGAACACAAAAAAACAAACCAAAGACACAGGCCGGGAAUAUUGUGACUUAAAGGUGGGAAAAAAAUAUUAAUUAAAAAGUCUGGAUUUUAGAAUUGAGCCUCUCCAAUGAAUUUAUUCCCUAAAUCCCGACAACCGCCAAUACAAGUUCCUCCUCUAUUAAAACACCCUAUGUUCAAAAAAUGGGGGCUGUGUCUGGGCAGUGGCCAUGCAAGGUUGCAAAAUCAGGAGCUCUUGGUGAGAACAAGAUAAUCCACAGAUUAUCUCCAGAUAAUUACAACAUGUUCUAAAUCUCUAGCUAAAGGUGUGCAGUAUUCUACUGACUCAAAUGAUACUAAAUGUGUUGUCUGUAUGACCCUCGAGCACUGAUCCGGACGGUCAAGAGUUUUGGUGGCCUCCUACCUGGGAGACCUCGACACUACCGCCGGUAACCUGGGUAUUGCAGUUGUGGAUGAACUGCUAUCUCUACUAUUUACAUGCAGCAUUUUUGUGAAGGGUCUGGUCUUCUCUGGUCCAUUGCUGAACUUACAGUCAUUAGAUAGAUGGAGGUCAGCAAUCCUUGAGCUUCUUCAAUCCCAUUUCUGGAGCCUGCAGCAGUGGAUGUGUGCAGCCUUUGACAGAUCUUGUGAUGGGGUUCGAUUUUUAUUUGUGGACCUGCAUAACAGCUAUUGCUAUGAGUCCUGUAGCCUAGAGAAGUCUGAUCAUUACUGUACAUAUAUGGACACUACAAGCAGCAAGCAAGCAGCUGAUACUACUGACACCUGAUGGCAGAGAUUCUGAAGUUUCUGAUGCCGGUAUGCAUUUAGCACCUGACAGGGGCUUCCUGAGUGCAUCUGGAGAGGGGAAAGUUCCUGUUGGUAUGAAGGAUGCAGCUGACAGCUCCAAGAGAGACCCUAGCCAUUAGAGGGUUUGGGAACAGCUCAAAGCUUCCUGGCAUAGCAUGUACUCUUCCUCCUAGGUUUCUGGGACUCUGCUUAUCUAUUACUGAGCCUGAUUAUGACUCUAACCUCUGGGACUUUGUUUGACCCUGUAAGAAAAAGGACAUCAUGCUCCAUGAGUGCCAUCUCAUAACUUUUACAGUUUGUCAUGCUCGAAAGGGGCAUUGGCUAAAUAUUUACUGUAUGUUAGGUGCUAUGUUGAAAGCUCGCCCUGUGCUGAGAGUUAGUUGAGAGUUAGUUGAGCCGUUUAUUUCGCUUAUUUGUUGCUUUGAAGGCUAUUAGCUGGAUUAUUUAACUGGUUUACUGCCCUACUUCAUUUGACAGGAUACUCCUAAGGACUUUUCACUUCUAAGCUUAUUGCCCAAUGCUACAGGAGGACUCAUCUUAAAGGCAGUAUGCAUUUUACUUAUAACUAUCUUCUUGCAAGCCACACAACUAGUCACAACGUCACAAAAGGUAUGACAUUAUGCUAGCUGUAUUUCAGGUCUGAGUACAUUUUAAUUGAACACAUAUCCAUAUUUAUACACACUGAUUACAUAUUGUUAACCUCUUAAGGACAUAUGACGGAAUUUUUCCGUCAUAAAACAAUUGAGCAAACUGAAAGCUGUGUCCUUAAAGGGUUAAGGAACAGUAACUUUACCAUCACUUCAAAAUUUGAAAGAACUUUGAAAUAAUAAAUAUAUGCAAUUCUUUUGGUUUCUGUUUUAGGUCGUUCAUAGCAACAAACCAACUUUAUUUAUGAUAAUACACAAGUGUUCCUUAAACAUGGGGGUUGAUCAUAAUCUAUUGUUUGAUCAUUAUAAUCAUGUUAACAGCUGAUGGUGAGGAGCCAUUUUUGCUGCGAACAUGAUCACAAUCAGAUAUUUUCAUUGUUUAUCAGCAGCACUUUUUCACUAUCUUUUUGUUAAAAACUGUCCCUAUACUUAACGUGUGACAGUCCUGUUUUUCUGCUAACAAUUUCUUAGUACUGAACAUCACAACAAUAUGGCCCUUUUUUAACUUAACAGAUUCAACAGCUAAAAAUACUUGAUAAACCCUAGAUUACACUUAUUGCCAGGUACCCCAAAAGCAAUAAUGAUCCAAAAUUACAGCCUGUUAAGCUACACUCAUAUCAUAAUAAUUUGUGUAAUAGUAUGCAUGAUUCAUAAGAAAAGUUUAAAUACUAUAACUGCUCAGGGAUUAAAUUAUGCAAAUAAACCUCAUGUUUAAAACAAA
This is a messenger RNA of Bombina bombina (fire-bellied toad), 4358 nucleotides long. It is a transcript of the gene RIPK2, whose product is annotated as receptor interacting serine/threonine kinase 2. The record is from RefSeq and is a predicted model, not a curated record. Gene Ontology annotation, biological process: positive regulation of canonical NF-kappaB signal transduction; innate immune response; protein phosphorylation. NCBI's taxonomy places the organism in Eukaryota, Metazoa, Chordata, Amphibia, Anura, Bombinatoridae. Bases 153 to 1751 code for a protein of 532 amino acids. Gene Ontology annotation, molecular function: ATP binding; JUN kinase kinase kinase activity. The transcript has 12 exons.